This is a messenger RNA of Aureobasidium namibiae CBS 147.97, 1188 nucleotides long. RefSeq lists its product as uncharacterized. Lineage: Eukaryota; Fungi; Ascomycota; Dothideomycetes; Dothideales; Saccotheciaceae. The record is from RefSeq and is a predicted model, not a curated record. Gene Ontology annotation, molecular function: protein binding. The transcript has a single exon. Gene Ontology annotation, cellular component: nucleoplasm; nucleolus. Bases 1 to 1188 code for a protein of 395 amino acids.
AUGUCUGCAUCAGCUCCGUCACCCGAGCUUCUUGCUCUCGUCAACGACUUCCUGGCCAGCAAUGGCUUCGACAAGGCUGCAAAGGCCCUCUCCAAGCAAGCAAAGGACCAGAGCAUCACCCUUGCCGCCAACACCAACACCACCUUGACUGCUCUGUUCGACGCUCGCCCCAAGGAAGCCGCUGCCACCGCCGACGACUCCUCGGAUGCUAGCGACAGCAGUGACGACGAGUCAUCCGACUCCGACUCCGACUCCGACUCCGAGAGCGAGGACGAGAAGAAGCCCGUCAAGAAGACCGCAACCAAGACCCGCAAGGUCACUCCACCUUCUUCCAGCUCAUCCGACUCCGAAUCCUCCGAAGACGAGAAGCCCGCCGUAAAGAAGACCAAGGCCGCAAAGAAGGCCGACACUUCCUCCGAUUCCUCUUCUGCUUCAUCCUCCUCUGAGAGCGAGAGCAGCGACUCCUCCGACUCCAGCGACAGCGACUCUUCCGACUCUGACUCUUCUUCCUCGUCAUCAUCCUCCGGCUCCGACUCUGACAGCUCUAGCUCCUCCUCGGACUCCGACAGCUCAUCAUCCUCAGACAGUGACUCUGGCGACUCCGAGUCUGAGAGCGAGAAGAAGAAGAAGUCUGCAAAGGCUGCCAAGGCCGAGAAGCCCGCGAAGAAGGAAAAGGCCGACAAGAAGAAGGAGAAGAAGCCCGCCGCUAAGUCUGAGUCCUCGUCCGACUCUGCUGCUUCAAGCGUCACUCUCGCCGAUGCUCCCGCUCCCCUCAAGGCCGUGGUCGACACUAUCAUGGUCCCUGCCAGCUCGGCUCUCGGUCAGGCCGAAGGCACUGCCGCCCCAUCCAACGACGCAGAAGAGCACAUGCACCCUAGUCGCAAGCGUAAGCUCGGAGGCGCUUUCGGUGAGGCUGAGCAGCAAGUCGCAGUGCUCGCCACCGACGAGAACAUCAAGCGCGCAAAGAAGGAAAACGUGCCUUUCAGCCGUAUCCCCAAGGAUCAAUGGGUUGACCCCCGUCUUGUGAGCAACGCCUUCGUACCUUACGACUAUGCUCAGAAGGCCCACGAGGCUCUGAUUGUCACAAAGGGCAAGGCUUUCACCAAGGCCAAGAACAAGGGCAAGCGUGGCAGCUACAGAGGUGGCAUAAUCGACCAGACUCCCAAGGGUAUUCAGUUCGAGGAUUAG